AUGGAGGCGAACGUGAGCGACGAGAGCGGCCCGUUCCCGGCGUACCCGUUCGAUUUCCUGGAUUUCCUGACGCACCAGCAGCGCCCGGAGCCCCCCGAGCCCUUCGAGCCCCCCCCCAAGGCGCUGCCGCUGCCCCCUCCCCAUUUCGAGUACGCGCCCCCCGCCCCCUUCGAGCGCGGCCCCCUCCCCAAGCACAAACCGGAGCCUUCCUCCUCCUCCUCCUCAUCCUCCUCGCACCCCAAAAAACCCGAGGGGUCCCUUGGGGGGGGGGCGCCCCUGGGGGGGUCCCCGUUCCCCCCCCCGCCCCUGCCGCCCCCUCCCCAACCCUUAUUUGAGGCUGGGGGCGCCUUCCCCUCCUCCCAAUGGGGCAUCGUGGACCUGUCCGGCCACCAGCACCUGUUCGGGGGCGGGGCUCUGAAACGCGGCCCCGCCCCCCCGCCCGGGAGCCCCGCCCCCAGCGCCGGGCCCGCCCCCCAGGAGGGGAAGGAGGGGCGGAGCUACUUCCGGCGCCUCAAGUACCUGGUGGAGCGGCGCUGGGCGUGUCCCCGCGGCUUCCGGCCGCACCUGCCGCAGGUGGGCGGGGCCGCGGGGGGCGGGGCCGAGGGGGCGCGGCCCUACGAGUGCCGCACCUGCGGCCGCACCUACAGCCACGGCUCCAGCCUGGUGCGGCACCGGCGCUGCCACCGCGAGGGGAGGGCGGGGCCGGGCGCGGACACGCCCAGCGGGGGAGGAGCGGCGGCCAAUGGGGUCGGAGCGCUGGGAAACGUCAAUGCGGCGGCCAAUGGGGUCAACGCAGUGACCAGUGGGGUCAACGCAACGGCCAAUGGGGUCAACUCGUUGGCCAACGUCAACGCAACGGCCAAUGGGGUCACUGUAGCAGCCAAUGGGGUCAGCUCAUUGGCUAAUGUCAACGCGGCAGCCAAUGGCAUCAACGCAGCACCCAGUGGGGUCAACACAGUGGCCAAUGGGGUCAACUCCUUGGUCAACAUCAACUCAGUGACCAGUGGGGUCAACACAAUGACCAGUGGGGUCAACACGGUGGCCAACGGGGUCAACGCGGUGGCCAACGGGGUCAACGUGGUGGCCAACGUCAACGCCAAGUCAACCGUGGCCAUCGGUCAAGCAGUGACCAGUGGGGUCAGCGCAGUGACCGGUGGGGUCAACGUAGUGACCGGUGGGGUCAACACGCCGCCCAACGGGGUCAACACAGUGGCCAAUGAGGUCAACGCAACCAACAGAGUCAACGUGGCGCCCAACGGGGUCAACACGGUGGCCAACGUCAACGUGGCAGCCGGUGGGGUCAACGUGAUGGCCAACGGGGUCAACGUGGUGGCCAGCAGAGUGACCACGGCCAACGGGGUCAGCACCACCAACGCCAUCACCGUGCCACCCAACGGUGCCAACGCCGUGGCCGCCCGGCUCACCGUGGCCAACGGCGUCAACGUCCUGGCCAACAUCAACGGCGCCAACGCCCUGACCGUGGCCGUCACCGCGGCGUCCGGCGGGGUCACCGCGGCGUCCAGCGGCGUCCCCCCGGCCCUGGGCGCGCCCCCCGCCAUCCCCAUGGUGCCCAACGCCCUGGUGGCCGCCUCGGGCGUGGCCAACCUGGUGUCGCCGGCCGUGCCGGUGCUGCUGGCGCCCGUGGGGGUCCUGCCCGGCGCCGGGGCCGCGCCGCCGCCCGCCGAGGGCCCGUUCCCGUGCCCGCUGUGCUGGAAGGCCUUCAAGAAGCCGAGCCACCUGGCGCAGCACCAGAUCAUCCACACGGGCGAGAAGCCGUUCGCCUGCGCGGCCUGCGGGCGCGCCUUCAACCGGCGCGAGAGCCUGACGCGGCACGUGCGCACCACGCACGCGGCGGCGCCGGCGCGGCGCCUGCCCUGCGCCGUCUGCGGCAAGGAGUUCCGCGACGCCGCCUACCUGCUGCGGCACCAGGGCAGCCACGGCGCGCCGCGCCCCGCGCACCGCUGCGACGUCUGCGGCAAGGCCUACGCCGCGCCCCAGAGCCUGCUGCGGCACCGGCGCGCGCACGACGCCGGAACCGGCACCGCCAGCACCACCGGAAGUGCCAGCACGCCUGGUGCAGGUGGCGGGCGGAGCUUCGCGUGCCAGGUGUGCGGGCGCGGCUUCGGGCGUCGCGAGACGCUGCGGCGGCACGAGCGCAUCCACACCGGGGAGAAGCCGCACGAGUGCGCCGUGUGCGGGAAGCGCUUCCGCGAGUCGUUCCACCUGCGCAAGCACCGCGUGGUGCACACGCGCGAGCGGCCCUACCGCUGCGACACCUGCGGCAAGGCCUUCGGCUACCCGCAGAGCCUGACGCGGCACCGCCAGGUGCACCGCGACGCCGCGGCCGAGGCGGCGGGGCCGGCGCCGCUGGGGUGCGGGGCGUGCGGGCAGCGCCUGCCGGGGCUGCUGCGGGCGGCGGCGGCGGCGCACAAGGAGCCGGCGGGGCCGCACGGCUGCGACACCUGCGGGCAGGUGUUCGGCUUCCUGGAGAACCUGGUGUGGCACCGCCUGGUGCACGCGCCCGCGGCGGCCGCGCCUGCGCAGGCGAUCCCCGAGGAGGAGGAGGAGGAGGGGGAGGAGCCAGCACCGGCCCCGCCCGAGCGGCCGCCGGCCCCGCCCAGCUCCGCCCGCCUCACCUGCGGCAGGUGCGGGCGCAGCUUCAAGGGCGCGGCGGCGCUGGUGGCGCACCGCUACUCGCACCGGGCCCCGGCCCUGCACCGGCGCUGCGGCGCCUGCGGGCGGCGCUGCCCCAGCGCGCUGGCGCUGCUGCGGCACCGGCGGCGGCACCUGCGCCGUUCCCCCGCGCUCUGCCGCGCCUGCGGCCGCCGCUUCUGGGCCGCGGCGCUGCUGCGGCGCCACCGGCGCUGCUGCCCCGCCCGCCCGCGCCCCGCCCACCCGCGCCGGCCCCGCCCCGAGCCCGCCCAGGCCCCGCCCCCGCCGCCGCGGCACCGCCCCGAGCCCGCCCAGGCCCCGCCCCCGCCCCCGCGGCGGCACCGCCCCCCCCGGCGCUGCCGCACCUGCGGGCGCAGCUUCCGCUUCCGGGGCAACCUGCUGGAGCACCGGCGGCGCCACCUGGGCGAGCGGGUGUACCGGUGCGAGCGCUGCGGGAAAUGCUUCUUCUACCUGGGCUCGCUGGCGCGGCACCUGCGCGGGCACCACCGGAACCGCGACCGGAACCGGGACCGGAACCGGAAACGGGACCGGGACAGGCACGUGCGGUGCCAGCGGUGCCAGCGCGGCGUCAACGGGGCCGCGACGCCGGAACGGCUCCGGUGCCAAGCGGGGGACAAGGGGGCGCAGGGCGGGGCGCAGGGCGGGGCACAGGGCGGGGCCAAGGGGGCGGGGCAGUGA
Messenger RNA from Zonotrichia leucophrys gambelii, 3351 nucleotides. RefSeq names its product zinc finger protein 865 (gene ZNF865). The coding region runs from base 1 to 3351 and encodes 1116 amino acids. Gene Ontology annotation, molecular function: DNA-binding transcription factor activity, RNA polymerase II-specific; RNA polymerase II transcription regulatory region sequence-specific DNA binding. Gene Ontology annotation, cellular component: nucleus. NCBI's taxonomy places the organism in Eukaryota, Metazoa, Chordata, Aves, Passeriformes, Passerellidae. The record is from RefSeq and is a predicted model, not a curated record. The transcript is spliced from 2 exons. Gene Ontology annotation, biological process: regulation of transcription by RNA polymerase II.